Molecule: messenger RNA, 742 nt
Organism: Oryza sativa Japonica Group (Japanese rice)
Lineage: Eukaryota; Viridiplantae; Streptophyta; Magnoliopsida; Poales; Poaceae
Source: RefSeq, a predicted model, not a curated record
GUUCUUGAAUCACUUUGGUCUUUAUAGCUAUAUAUAAAACCACCCAGAGACGAAGAGCCUAGCUAUCACAGUUAAUUAAGAUUUUUCACAAACUAAGCAAAAUAUGGCUUCCAACAAGGUAGUGUUCUCGGUAUUGCUCCUCGUCGUUCUCUCCGUGCUCGCGGCGGCGAUGGCGACCAUGGCGGACCACCACCAAGUCUACAGCCCCGGUGAGCAAUGUCGGCCAGGAAUAAGCUAUCCGACAUACUCACUCCCGCAAUGUCGAACAUUGGUGAGGCGCCAAUGCGUUGGCCGUGGCGCGGCCAGCGCCGCGGACGAGCAAGUCUGGCAAGACUGCUGCCGGCAGCUCGCCGCCGUCGACGACGGCUGGUGCAGGUGCGGGGCGCUCGAUCACAUGCUGUCAGGCAUCUACAGGGAGCUCGGCGCCACCGAGGCCGGGCACCCCAUGGCCGAGGUGUUCCCCGGCUGCCGGAGAGGGGACUUGGAGCGCGCGGCGGCGAGCCUCCCGGCGUUCUGCAACGUGGACAUCCCCAAUGGGCCUGGUGGUGUCUGCUACUGGCUUGGGUAUCCUAGGACCCCAAGAACCGGUCACUAGGCUACUAUAGUUAGCUGUGUGUGUGUGACUAUGUGGGGUUGCUAAAUAAUUAGUGCUUUCUUUUGUCAGGAAGCAUCUAUUUAUAUAUAUGUGGUGAAUAAAUGAUGAACUUCAAUGUUCUUCUGAAUAUAUCUUGCUGGUUUGCUA